Saxophila tyrrhenica is the source of this 1560-nucleotide messenger RNA. It is a transcript of the gene RPN7, whose product is annotated as proteasome regulatory particle subunit. Lineage: Eukaryota; Fungi; Ascomycota; Dothideomycetes; Mycosphaerellales; Extremaceae. Gene Ontology annotation, cellular component: proteasome regulatory particle. The coding region runs from base 1 to 1560 and encodes 519 amino acids. Gene Ontology annotation, biological process: proteasome-mediated ubiquitin-dependent protein catabolic process. The record is from RefSeq and is a predicted model, not a curated record. The transcript has a single exon.
AUGGGAGAACCACAAUACCUCACAUACCCCUCUCUACCUCUCGCGCAAUCCGUCUUCAGCCUCGCCUCGCCAUACACAUCUACGCAGACGAAACAGACCUCUCUUCAAACACUCCAAGAUGGCAUCCGCGAGAAUCACAUGGCUCCUCUAUACGCCUACCUCGCACAUCCCCAGCACGGCAAGCUCAACCCGGGUGGGGAGAGCGGUAGUGCGAUGAUGUCGCCUGUGCUCAGCAGACAAAAUACUCUACCUGGCCAGAACGCAGCGGCGAAUAUGCCUGGUCCGGAGCAUAUGCUGAGGCGAACGACAUCAAUAGGCGCUCCGAGCAUGGUCGGUGUUCUUGGUGGGAAGACGGACACGAGCGUGGAGCUACCGUGGGAUGAGCAACUGUACGAGCAGCUGAAGGCAGAGAAUGAGAAGGAACUUGCUGCCAUCCAGAAGGAAGAGGAUGACGCUGUGGAGAGCGCGGGCGAGACGGAGAUUCAAAACGCACGAGGGAAGCGGGCAGAGUACUACGCCAGGAUUGGUGACAAGGAGAAGGCGAUUGCAGAGUUCGAGAAGCUGAUUGAAAAGACCGGCAUUCUCGGGACGAAGAUCGAUAUUGUGCUCGCCAUCAUUCGCAUCGGCAUGUUCUUUGACGACAAGCUUCUGGUGAAGAAGAGUGUCGAUCGCGCGUUGGUGCUUGUCGAGAGCGGCGGAGACUGGGACCGAAGGAAUCGCUUGAAGUCCUACCAAGGCCUGCACCUUCUGACCAUCCGCGCAUACGCCCUCGCAGCGCCUCUCCUGCUCGACUCACUCAGCACCUUCACGUCGACUGAGCUCUGCCCGUACUCCUCUCUGGUAGUCUACGCCACUCUUGCAGGAGCUGUCAGCCUACCGCGCCGCGACUUCAAAAGCAAAGUCGUCGACGCGCCUGAAAUCCGCGCCAUCUUUGGCUCAGACGCUGAUCGCAUGACUGCUCUCUCUGGUUCUGUAAGCGCCGGCACUGACGCCGACCCUGCAGAAGCAGAUGUCGACAUGGGCGACGCCACCUCCACCACUCCCAAACCUACCGCAGUCAACCUCACCACCCUCGCCUCUGGCUCCGCGGAUGCCGAAGCUCAGGCCAAAGCCGAACCGACCAUCGAUUUCCGACCUCUCGCCACCAUGAUCAACAGCCUCUACACCGGCACCUACAACACUUUCUUCACCUCCCUCGCCACCGUCGAGACCAAUUUCCUCAGCACUGACCGCUACCUCUAUGAGCAUCGCACCUACUACGUCCGCGAGAUGCGACUGCGCGCAUACAGCCAGCUGUUGCAGAGCUACCGCAUCGUAGGCCUGGACUCGAUGGCCAAGUCGUUCGGUGUGAGCGUGGAGUGGCUGGAUCGGGACAUGGCUGUCUUCAUCGCAGGCGGGCGCCUGGGAUGUGUGAUCGAUCGUGUGAGGGGUGUGAUCGAGACGAGAAGAGGCGAAGAGAAGGAGGGGCAGUUCAGGGAUGUUAUGCGCGUCGGUGAUGGGUUGAUUAGUAAAGUGCAGAAGUACGGGCAGGUGGUGCGAUUGAGGGGGAGUGAGCGGUGA